Messenger RNA from Parastagonospora nodorum SN15, 1476 nucleotides. RefSeq lists its product as hypothetical. The transcript is spliced from 2 exons. Bases 1 to 1476 code for a protein of 491 amino acids. NCBI's taxonomy places the organism in Eukaryota, Fungi, Ascomycota, Dothideomycetes, Pleosporales, Phaeosphaeriaceae. The record is from RefSeq and is a predicted model, not a curated record. Gene Ontology annotation, biological process: phosphatidylcholine biosynthetic process.
AUGGCUGUAGGCUCGCCCCCGCGUAUUUCCAAGCGACCCCUCCAUCGACGAACCCCGUCCAGCCUCGAAAUUGUCCAGGAAGAGCUCCCCACCAUGGCCGAGCAGGACGCCCUGGGCACCGCGCCCAAGUCGAGGUCCGACCCCCAGCUUGCAGUCCCCGGUAUGGCCUCAAGAUUGCCUUCUAGCGAUUCUGCCGACGCUAGCUCUGCGAUACUGGACGACGCCCUGUCCUCGAAUCAACCACCGCUCUCCACUCCCGGCCUUUCGCGCUCGGCUUCCUUCUCCAACAGCUCGUACCAAGAUGACUCCGACUUCGAGGAUGCUUCAUUCUUCCCGCCUGUCGAGCGGCUGACCAUGUUCGAUUUCGUGGAGAACCUCGCCCUCAACCAGCGCAUCGAAAAGAUCCAGAGCUCGAUAGCUUCCCAGACCCAGAAAAUCAAGGACCGGGCCAAGAACAGGGGCAUCACCAAAGACCGCGUUGUCGAGGAAUGGCGACGUAGAGUACCGACCGAGGGCGAACAGCUCGACAAGUACCGCAAGCGUAUGCGCCAAUCUGUAGACCGCCUGAACAAGCAAUGGAAGGAGUCGGUCACAGUCACGGCUAAAGAGAAGAUAUCCUUCAUCGCUGCCGUCAUGAACAUAUUUGUCUCAGGCUACCUGGUUGGACUACAUCCCGACUUCUUCCCGUACUGGUACACUGGGCAGUUGUUCUACUUCAUGCCGCUCCGCUUUAUCACCUACCACAAGAAAGGAUACCACUAUUUCCUCGCCGAUUUGUGCUAUUUCGUCAACAUCCUAGUAGUCCUGAGUGUCUGGAUCUUUCCGCAGUCUAAGCGACUUUUCAUCGCAACAUACUGCCUGGCAUUUGGGAAUAACGCCGUCGCCAUCAUCAUGUGGCGGAACUCGCUAGUUUUCCAUUCCAUGGACAAGGUCGUCAGUCUCUUCCAGAUGAUGCUGUGGGCAACGCUCCCAUAUGCUGUCUGGCAGCUGAGCUACCACUUCUUGAUCACAGUUCGUCGACGCGAUGCCAUCAAGGCCGGACGCCCUACCAGCUUCACCUGGCUGCGCAAGUCGUACGCAAAGACAUGGAUCGGAAAGAUUGUCCUCUCGCUACCAGACUCCCUCCAAGAGUCUGCCUUCAUGGUCAUCCAAUAUCUUUAUGCGGUUCUCACUAUGCUUCCCUGUCCCAUCUGGUUUUGGUAUCGCUGGGCAUCAGGCGUUUUCCUCAUGGUCGUCUUUAUAUGGAGUGUUUACAACGGUGCAACAUUCUACAUUGACGUCUUUGGCAACAGAUUCCAGAAAGAGUUGGAGGCGCUCAAGAAGGAUGUCGCCAAAUGGCAGGCUUCUCCUGGAGGCGGUCUUACUCCUUUUACGCCCAACGAAGCUGGUAUUGAGAAGCAGUUGGGUGCAAUCCCGCCUCUCGAGGGAAGCACUGGUGUCAAGGCGGCUGAUGGAGAAGCGAGAGAGAGGAAGUAA